ACCCAACUGGAAAUUGAAGAACGUAAACCAUCGGGUACGUCUGCUGGGACCCUUAAUCAAUUCAAUAGUAGCUGCAUUAUCUCCUCCCCUCCCGAUGCCUUUCGUUGCCCUCCUUGAUCUGGAGUCGAUCUCCUUCUUCCGCCUCUUGUUUUCCCUUUCUUGAUCUCUCCUUCCCUCAGGCUUCUCGUGCGAUUUUGUUCUUGGAUAGGGGAGGGCAUGGCGAGGAUGAUCACGCUGAGGAGCUCGGACGGCGAGGUGUUCGAGGUGGAGGAGGCGGUGGCGAUGGAGUCGCAGACCAUCAAGCACAUGAUCGAGGACGACUGCGCCGACAACGGCAUCCCCCUCCCCAACGUCUCCUCCAGGAUCCUCGCCAAGGUGGUUGAGUACUGCAAGAAGCACGUCGAUGCUGCCGCCUCCAAGUCCUCCUCCGAGGACGCCGCCGGAUCUGGGAUCUCCGAUGAGGACCUCAAGUCCUGGGACGCCGAGUUCGUCAAAGUCGACCAGGCAACCCUCUUCGAUCUGAUUUUGGCAGCAAACUAUCUAAACAUCAAGGGACUGCUGGAUCUGACAUGCCAGACUGUGGCUGACAUGAUCAAAGGGAAGACCCCGGAAGAGAUCCGCAAGACCUUCAACAUCAAGAACGAUUUCACUCCGGAGGAAGAGGAGGAAGUGCGGAGGGAGAACCAGUGGGCGUUCGAGUGAAUCUCGAAUGGCUGCUUCACAAGAUCCGUCCCCGUAGCGUUUGGCUUUCCCCCAUGUUCAUCUCAGUUGGUAUUUUGUGACUGUUUAUAUUAUCGAUCUUUGCUCUGUUUAUCGUGGAAUAUUAAUAGUUUUAUCAUCACAGUUUGUCGUUUAACGGUCGCAGAAUAUGACUUGUGAAAAGGAUUUAAUUCGGUGUUAUCGCAAUGUGUUCAAUCUUAUUCCCUGUCAAAUAUAUGGAAAUAUUCUCGGCAAA
Messenger RNA from Zingiber officinale, 955 nucleotides. RefSeq names its product SKP1-like protein 1B. The record is from RefSeq and is a predicted model, not a curated record. Gene Ontology annotation, biological process: SCF-dependent proteasomal ubiquitin-dependent protein catabolic process. The transcript has 2 exons. Gene Ontology annotation, cellular component: nucleus; cytoplasm. Bases 217 to 702 code for a protein of 161 amino acids. Lineage: Eukaryota; Viridiplantae; Streptophyta; Magnoliopsida; Zingiberales; Zingiberaceae. Gene Ontology annotation, molecular function: cullin family protein binding.